Procambarus clarkii (red swamp crayfish) is the source of this 6179-nucleotide messenger RNA. Its product is annotated as ras-responsive element-binding protein 1. Lineage: Eukaryota; Metazoa; Arthropoda; Malacostraca; Decapoda; Cambaridae. Gene Ontology annotation, biological process: regulation of transcription by RNA polymerase II. Gene Ontology annotation, molecular function: RNA polymerase II cis-regulatory region sequence-specific DNA binding; DNA-binding transcription activator activity, RNA polymerase II-specific. Gene Ontology annotation, cellular component: nucleus. The record is from RefSeq and is a predicted model, not a curated record.
CAUCUCAGUUCCUCACAACCCCAUUACCUAGUCACACGCGUCUUUGCUCACCCAGAGUCUGUAUCAUUACCCUCGUGAGGAGGGUGGAAGCGCCGAGCACCGUCCAGUGAAAUGGUUGUUAAUACUUAACCAUUGUUAACUUAGUGCAACUAGUGAACGUAGUUAGUGCUUUCUAGUGAACUCAGGAAAGUGUCGACCGAUGUACACCAAAGACGCUAUAAACUAGAAAUAUUUAUAGUAAACACAAAUUCCAGUGUUUUGGUUGAAGCUUUAAUUACUAUAGGAAGUGUGUGUGCAGGAAAAGUGUAGAGAUGGUAGUGUCGGCAGAAGAGUAUCGUCACAAAAUCUUCGGUGUUAUCCCAUCUCCAGACUACCACACCAUAUUCUGUGAGACUGACAUGGCAGCGGCAACUGCGUCUCCAGAGCCUAAGGGCACGUUGACCCCCCCAGGUUCCUCCCCCCUGAGGGCGGAGUGUGACCCCACCCGAGGCUCCUCCCACGGCUCCACCCCCCCGUCGCCAGAGGCUCCCCCCACCCCAGACUCCGCCCACAUGGCCGCUGAGCCCACCAAUCACAACGCAGCGCGUCUUCAGUCCUCCACUGACAGACCAGAAAGGCACUUACUGACCAAUCAAGAACCCCUCUCGGGAGCAAAGAAACGGAAGGCGACGAAGGUUCACAAAGUAGAGACGGAGUGUGGGAGUGAGGGCGAGAGCGAGGCGGGUGUAGGCGGCAGCUUUGCGUGCCCCGUGUGCCAGGAGGUGCACUCUUCUCAACAUGAAUUCACUCAACACAUCCGAAAACACAACCACGUCCUCGAGACGGACAAUGGCACGAAAGUGUACUGCUGCGGUAUCUGUAAGAAACAGUUGAGUAGUAACAGCUCAUUGGACAGACACAUGCUGGUUCACUCUGGCGAGCGGCCGUUUCGGUGUCACAUCUGCGGCACGCACUUCACCACCAAUGGCAACAUGCAUCGCCACAUCCGCGGCCAUUACCGCAAUGGGGGCGGCGGUCCGGGCUCGGACACUGGGGAGAGCGACCUGGGCUCCGAAGAAGGCUCCUCCUCGCCGUGCAAGCGGAGACUGGACGACGAGGAGAACGUGGUGUCAGCCAAGGCAGUGCGUCUGGGCGAUACUGAGGAGGAGCUGGCGUGUCCGGCGUGUGGAGUGGAGCAGCCAAGUCAACACGCGCUUGAGCAGCACGUGGAGACCAUCCACCCAGAAUACCAAGUGGCGUGCACCACCUGUCAGCUGGGUUUUAAAAACUAUCGCGCGCUGCACCUCCACAACUCUAUGGUCCACCCCACAGCUACUGCUUCUCCCCCGCAACUUGACCUCACGUGCACAGACUUCUCUAUCACCAAGUUCCCACUCAUUGCCAAAGAAAUUUGCGAGUCGAGCAGCCGACAGCAGCAGCAUCCAGGUGAGGGCAUCGGUGUCCACAGGUGUCAGAUGUGUAACAUUACCUUUCCUUGUGCCGACUCGUGGCUGAUGCAUAUGCGUGAACACGCUGCUGCCUCCUCGGCUCCCCCGCCUCCACUCAGAUGUCUCCGGUGCGACCUGACUUUCUCAAACGUGGCAGAGUUGGCUCACCACCACCAGCGCCACCUGUGUGAAGAGCCCCAGCCUCGUAAAGAGAGCUUCUUGGCGGUGCUGGACUUGCUGAACAAACAAAAACGUGAAGUACCUUUAACGCCUAUGGCCGCAACGAUGGAGGCGUCCUUCCUCGCUGGGGGUUUGAGACCACCUCUGGGAAUGCCGCCUCCCGGCCACCAUUCUCCAGCACCUGCGGAUUCAGCCAAGGCAUCCCCGGAGCAUCCAACAGCUGGUAGAAUAGCUGCUGCAGCUACCACCACCGCCAGUAGUGUCUCUCCUCUUGUAUCUUCUGCCUCGGUUCUCUCUCAUGAUGAACAGUUUGCACGCGAAUACCGCGAUAUGAAAUUGAAUGGCCAGUACCCUUGCCGCUUGUGCAAAGAUAUUUUCGCUAAUUUACGUAAACUUAAGUCACAUAAUCUGGUGCACAUGGUGGCUCCCCCGUACCGUUGCAAUCUUUGCUCUUUCUUCAGUAAUGACAAAAACACACUGAAAGAGCACAUGAAGAGUCACAAGGGAGAUACGCCGUAUGAAUGUAACAUAUGCAAUCUCGCCUUCACAACAAAGGCCAAUUGUGAACGUCAUAUUAAGAAUAUUCAUGGCCGCCAGUCACGGGAUGAGGUGAAGAGCUGUAUGAACUUCAUUCCACAAGAGGAAGGGACGAGCAGUGAUCACACACUGGACACCGUCUGUCAUAUUUGUCACAUCGACUGCAAGGCACGAUCUGUCCUGCGGGAUCAUAUCCGUUCCUCUCACCCAGAAGGAAUGACAAAACCCUAUUCGUGCAAGCUGUGCGGAGGCGCCUUCUCAUCUGAAAACGAUGUGAUGCGACAUGUGAUCCAGCAGCACGCAGAGUCCGCCUCAGGACCCACACUUGAACAACUCGUAGUGAAUCGAUCCUCUAGCGAAGAUCGCCAUGAACAUCACGACCUCACGCCGGUGGAGUCUUUACUUAACUUUUCCAAAUUGCCCAUGGCGAUGCCCACUCCCCAUCAACCUCCUCCAGUUUCUUUGCCCAUAACAUUUCCACACAAGCCGUUAGUCCCUGUAUCAAUAGUCCCGCCCCGUCCCCUCACUCCGACUAUCACCCCUGUCUCUCCUCUCCCUGACGUGGAGGAUGCUCCUCUAGACCUGAGUAUGAACUCUAAAAGAGAUAAGGAAAAGGAGGAAGAGGAGGAAGAGGAAGUUGAUGUUGAAAUGAGUGAUAUAAAGACUGAACAAUUGGAGCCCGAGGACUUGUCAAAACCACGGAUAGACAGAGAGGAUGAAGUGGUUGUCGAAAAAACUAUAGAGCUUUCACAAGAGUCUCCUUCCGAUGUACUAAAGAUUCCACGGCCACCCUUCCCACUAAGUACAAUGUAUUCACAGCCCCUGUCCCUCUGUAGUCCAUUUACGCCAAGUCAGUAUCCCAUCCUUAUGGACCCAUACGGUAUUCGUCCAGUCCAUCAGUUUGACUCUGCAUUACUGGAGGAAUAUCAGAAAGAGCUGAAACGUGGGUUGCAGCUCACCUCUGGUGGAGCAUUGCUUAGUGGAACAGGAGGGUUUCUACACCACACUUCAGCAUUUCCUCUUUCUGCUCUUGCCCUAGCUGCUGCUCGGCGCAAUCCACUACGGAUUCCACGCCCUGAAAUUCGCAGUGUUGAAAUUAAAGCUGAAGAUACAUCUGUAACAGACAAUCAGGUGACUAAUGUACCUAAACCAAGUGACGAGGACGUAAUGCAUUUUACAAUGCGCAACUCUGUUCUAAUGAAAAAACCCAAACAAAGAAGGUACCGAACAGAAAGACCAUGGAGGUGCGAUCUCUGUGAUAAAGGGUUUACGCUACGUUCGAACAUGGAGCGUCAUAUGAAGCAGCAGCAUCCAGACGUAUGGCAGCAGCGGCCGCGGGGUGUCAAUACAUCAAGAUCGGAGUCGGAGACGCCAAUCGCAGUAACAGAUGCACCACAGACUAUUUCCGACACGGUAAGAGAGCAGCUAAUCAACAAGAUCGAAAAGGAAUCCAGUGAUGAGAGAGAAGAGACGAGGCAGAGGGAAGAGGAGGAGAGUGAAUUAGUUAUUGAUGAUGGUCAAGAGGAAGAUGGAGAAGAGGAGGAAGAGGAAGAAGACGAGGAUGAAGAGGAAGAAGAUGAAGACGGUGAUGGGAAUAGCACAGAUGAGAGAAGUCGUGAUGAUAGCGGGACAGACCUGGCCAGUGUUCACAAGCUCUUGUCAACUGCAUCCAGUCAAAGCUUUCCUUUUUUUGGCAGCGAGGGUGAGGAGGAACCCCCGGGUGAGGACGACUCUACUUCUUCCACGCCAGUAUCAGAAGAUGGAAAACGUAGUGCCUACUCUUCCGCCCCACAGAAACAAAAAUGUCCAUUUUGUCAGAGAAAAUUCCCGUGGUCUAGUUCUCUUGUUCGUCAUAUUCGAACUCACACAGGGCAGAAGCCAUACUUAUGUCCAGUCUGCCACUUUCCUUUCACCACAAAAUCAAACUGUGAUCGCCAUCUUCUACGAAAACAUCCCGACUCCCCGCACACAAUGGGAGGCGACCGUCCAUAUCGCUGCGUCAAAUGUCCAGGGGCAGCUUUCACCAAUCUAGAGAGCCUUCGGAAGCAUGAAAUGUUCAAACACGAGAAAGCAAGUGAUACAGCGGUCUUGCGAGACGAUACCAGGCCCUUCCGGUGCCAUGUUUGCGAGACUCCUCUAGCUACCCGCGAAGCUGCUCUGCAUCACCUCGGCAAGGCCCACCCAGAACAUGCGCAGAACAUAAUCAACACAGAGCCCAUUACCACAGACAACAACAAUGAACCACCUGUUCCUGACUCUACCACAACAGACAGAGUCAGCUGCAUGUUCUGUUUGCAGCGUUACUGGAGUCUGGCAGAAUUAAAACAACAUAUUGCAACAGAUCAUGUUAGACCUUCCUCUCCAGUCACCUCUGAAGAUGAACAAAGGGAAGGAUGCCUACCUUCUCCGAUAAUUAAGACAGAGAUAAAAGAAGAACGCAAAGAUGAGACGGAAGGCACUGACUUCAUCUCAAACCUACUUGGAACAAAGCGAGCGGUGGUCGAUAGGUUGCUAACUUCGAAAUCCGCCGACGACGCCGCUAAGCUGCUAGGUGUCCGAUAAACCUGUGGCUUGAUCACGAUGUGUUCAUGGGAAGUGCGAGUCCAUACAUGACAAUUCCAUACAUAAACAAAGGGUGUCUCUAUUCAAGAUAACUUUUCUAUUCCGUAGCUGAGUGCAAUGUAUGUCAUAGCUUGUAGUUGUUCUUAAGGGUUACAUUCAUUAUUUUACUUUCAAUGUUAAUGCAUUCACAAUUUGCCUUGAAAUUCAAUAAUUCGUGCCUUGACGACGUGCCCUAGACACUUCUAUAAUCUGUAAGUUAAUGUUCUGUAUAUACAUUGUAUAUAACAACUCGGUGGUUAUAUUAUUUAGUUAAUAUAAUUUAAUUCCUUUUGUCUGUGAUGUCUCCCAGUUAAUUUGUUAUCUCUCGUUAUUAUUGUUAUUUGUUUGCUUGUACAGUACCUGCCAAAUUAUUAUCUUGUAGCGUUUUCUUUAGUUGCCAAUGUUUCAAACAUUUUGUUCAAAUACAAGGGGCCAAAAUCAUUUUCUUGUGCCUAAGCUUUCAUUUGCCAGCAUGGCAAUUAUUUAAACUGUCGGGUCAGGUCAUAUGCCAAGAAUGAUAGCAUAUCUACCAUAGAUCGAGACAAUCUACAUGGAUCAGGGAUUGAGUAGGUUACCUUAUCUUUAUUUAUACUUUAAAUGAGUCCUCAUCUCCAAAGUAUUAAGGCUAGAUGCCAAAGUUAUGGUUAGUGUGUGUAAAUAAUUAGACCUAAUAAUUUAUCUCAUAAUCUAUAAGGCUGCAUUCUCAUUCCAAAGUUUGUAAAUUUAUACUACCUUAAGGUUUAUUUCUCUAAAGUGUUGUGUUCCUAUUAGUUUAUAUUUACCGACAUAUUCCAGACUAUACCUCAGUGUUAUUUUCACUUCGUUUUGGUUAGUAAAGAAUACAACAGAUUCGGCCUGUCGAAUUCUCUUAAAUAGUGAAAUAAAAAUCAAGCACCUGUGAAUGUUUGACGCAUACACGGGUCACUUAGAAAAAAAACCCUUUUCAUGAUUGGUGGUCUAUUCGAAGAUUGGCUGAUUUUGAUAGUGGGUUUCCUAAGGUCACAUUUAAUUUACUUCAUUCCAUUUUCUAUACUGAUACCCAGUGAAAUAAUAUAUUCCAUGCAAUAAUUUCUUGCAUGCGCCCAAAGAAGUUUGAUGUGUGCAGAUAAGUGUUUGAAUUUUGAGUGAUGUGUUUUUUCUAUGCAAGGUAUUGUUCUGGGAUAUUACUUAGUUUAUAAAAUAAUUUAUAAACGAAUUAAAUGAUCUCUGGAUGUAUAAUUAUGAUAACUUUUGACCUAAUGGCAUUAUUUAAUAAGCCUCGUUAUAUACACAAAUGUCUAAAUCCUCCAAGGCAGUUAUAUACAUUAAAACUAUUUGAUACUCUUGUCCCGUAUUGUUCAAUCACCUUGUCUUGCGUGUGUGGUUUGUAUGUUACAGCACCACUUCUAAGAAAAAGAUAACAAAAUGCUUUGGAAUAAAUAGUUGUGAUUGAAA